CAGUACGUUACGUCAUCACGUUUUGUAACUUCCUGUGUUCGCUGAUUCUAUCCUUGUGGUCAGUCCCGACAUUUAGGUUCAAACUCCUAAUGGCGGCAACCUUUCGUUUACUGUACUCCGUGUCGAGGCCAGGCACUGUGGUGGCCAGACAUAGUACAGCGAGGUCCUUCAGUGUGUCGCUACAGAGGAGUGGAUUCAAGUAUGUGAACGCCCAGGAGAUCCCUACAGACAUGAAGUCCAUCACAGACCGAGCUGCACAGACCCUGUUGUGGACCGAGCUCUUCAGAGGUCUGGGCAUGACCAUGAGCUACCUGUUUAGAGAGCCGGCUACCAUCAACUACCCGUUUGAGAAGGGACCGCUGUCGCCACGCUUCAGAGGAGAGCAUGCUCUGCGCAGAUACCCUUCAGGAGAGGAGCGCUGCAUCGCCUGCAAACUGUGUGAAGCCAUCUGUCCAGCCCAGGCAAUCACCAUCGAAGCAGAGCCCCGUGCUGAUGGAGGCAGGAGGACGACUCGAUACGACAUCGACAUGACCAAAUGCAUCUACUGUGGUUUCUGUCAGGAGGCGUGUCCUGUGGACGCGAUUGUAGAGGGUCCCAACUUUGAGUUUUCCACCGAAACCCACGAAGAACUGCUCUACAACAAGGAGAAGCUGCUAAACAACGGAGACAAGUGGGAAGCUGAGAUAGCUGCCAAUAUACAAGCUGAUUACCUCUAUCGAUAGACACCACACACACACACACACACACACACACAUUACUAUUCAGAAGUUUAGACUAAUUAAAAUGAAUGUGUCUAAACUUUAGAAAGGUAAUGUACACACAAAUACACCACCUUUGCCUCUGUGACACACACAGACGUGUUGAUUCUGUACAUACUUAAAAA
Melanotaenia boesemani (Boeseman's rainbowfish) is the source of this 883-nucleotide messenger RNA. It is a transcript of the gene ndufs8a, whose product is annotated as NADH:ubiquinone oxidoreductase core subunit S8a. The record is from RefSeq and is a predicted model, not a curated record. Gene Ontology annotation, molecular function: 4 iron, 4 sulfur cluster binding; NADH dehydrogenase activity. Gene Ontology annotation, cellular component: membrane. Bases 90 to 722 code for a protein of 210 amino acids. Gene Ontology annotation, biological process: mitochondrial electron transport, NADH to ubiquinone; mitochondrial respiratory chain complex I assembly. The transcript has 8 exons. NCBI's taxonomy places the organism in Eukaryota, Metazoa, Chordata, Actinopteri, Atheriniformes, Melanotaeniidae.